AUGACAGCCAAUUGGCUUUUCAAACGGCUGGUUUAUGCUACGGAGGUAGUUCGGUCAUCAACUUCUGAACUCAGCAAGCUCCAUGCUAAAGACAACAGGUUUACUCCGGGACAGAACUACACGAAUGAGUUCUUUGAGGAGCAAUGGCGGAUGGAGCAGGAAUAUCAUUGUCGGACUAAUCUAACUGUGAAGAAACAGAAGAUUGAACUUGGGAAGCUUUUAUGCCUUGAAGAAGCCCUUGACACUGCAUGGAGAAAUGUGGUCCUUACACCUGAGCAAGCACUUGCACGUGCAACUGCGUGUGCUACUCUUACGCGGAAGAUUGCCGACUUGCGGGCAUUGGUUGCAGACAAAUUGCUCACAGCAGUGAGUGGUAUUGAGACGGUGGAGGAACGAGAACUGCUGAUGAAGAUUUGGUACAACAAAACAGAACUACGACAAAAUUUCUUAGCUUUGCUCCAGGAGAAGCAACCAUUGGUACGAGUCCGCCGCAGAGGUACGCGUGGUCAGCAAAAGCUCAUGGCUUUGCUGCGAAAACAUGCGGAGCGGCUGCAUACAGUCCUGGAUGUGUACACUAAGCAAGUCAAUCGGUAUGUGGCAGCCUAUCCUGCCCAACCAGCUCCACCCAUCAUUGGAAUCCGUCACCUGGCUUGCUUGAAUCGAGGGAAGGAAGAGGUCCGUUGGCUUGGAUGGGAAACUAGGAGGGCGAUGCGAUGGGCCAGUCACCGCCAUAAUCAACUCAAAACAAACAUUCGGCUGCUCUCUGAACUAUCGGAAGAUCAGCAGACUUCCGAUGAUCUACCUGAAAAUCUCCGCCCACUUGUUGCACAUUCUUACCUCCUUGACGAUGACAGCAUGUCUAUUCGGCUUCAGCGUGUUCGUGUUCUUCUCCACUUGGCAUACAUUGAGAUGAUGGACUUGCAGCUUGAGUGGGACCCACUGAUAAGCGAAAUCUUGAAGAACACCGCUCCUCAGAAUGACGAUGGCGAAAUUGAAACAUCUUGGAAUCUGCAGAUGAGUCACAUCCAUUGGCUUCACGACACAGAUUAUUUCUCUGGCAUACCUGGGGAUAUGCAUGACCUAGCGCUUGCAGCAGACAAACCUCUACCAGAUAAUUUGCCUCCCCCAUUAUCAGCUCCAAAUUUUCCUCCCCCAUCUUCAGAUCCAAAUGAUAAUGAGGAGGAAGAUGAUGGCCAACAGGACUAUCUGGAGCAAAUGGAGAAUGUUUUGUCAGCCACAAUGUUUAAUGACUUGAUUCAAGGUGGAGGGAGUGUGUGA
Molecule: messenger RNA, 1278 nt
Organism: Puccinia triticina
Lineage: Eukaryota; Fungi; Basidiomycota; Pucciniomycetes; Pucciniales; Pucciniaceae
Exons: 6
Coding region: 1-1278 (425 amino acids)
Source: RefSeq, a predicted model, not a curated record